AUGGAAUCAUCCAAGGUGUUUGAUAAGAGACAGGCUGGCUUUAGAAAAGAUUUUAGAACAUCUGAUAUCAUCUUCAUACUGCGGACUCUGAUUCAGAAAUAUAAGAAGUCUAAGAAGAAAUGGAUGUAUCCUGUUACGAAGGAAACUGAUUUGGGCCUACUCCGUUCCAACUAUGUCUUCCUGCUGAAAACACUAGAAGUGGAUGAUGUAGUAGCUUAUCUGUUUCAAGAAGGCGUCAUCAGCCAGAAACAGCGUGAGGAGAUUCAAGGAAAAACUCCACGUCGAGAGAAAUGUAUUGCUCUUCUGGAUGUCUUGAUGAGAAAAGAAGAGGCCGACUACAUAGAACAAUUUCUGUGCGCACUUGAUGAUCAGAAAAAUGUAAGAGACCGUCUCCGGCAGUCCAAGAACACGGAAGGCGUCAUCAGCCAGAAACAGCGUGAGGAGAUUCAAGGAAAAACUCCACGUCGAGAGAAAUGUAUUGCUCUUCUGGAUGUCUUGAUGAGAAAAGAAGAGGCCGACUACAUAGAACAAUUUCUGUGCGCGCUUGAUGAUCAGAAAAAUGUAAGAGACCGUCUCCGGCAGUCCAAGAACACGGAAAAACAGCGGUUGCUUGAUCAUACAGAUAUGGAAACUUCGGAAGAAAAUGAAUCAAGGGAUGAAGAUGAAUCAAUGGUUGAAGAUGAAGCAAAGGAUGAACAUGAAGCAAGGAAUGAAGAUGAAUCAAUGGUUGAAGAUGAAGCAAAGGAU
This is a messenger RNA of Haliotis rufescens (red abalone), 747 nucleotides long. RefSeq lists its product as uncharacterized. Gene Ontology annotation, biological process: regulation of apoptotic process. The transcript has 4 exons. Lineage: Eukaryota; Metazoa; Mollusca; Gastropoda; Lepetellida; Haliotidae. The annotation marks the transcript as partial. The record is from RefSeq and is a predicted model, not a curated record. Gene Ontology annotation, molecular function: death domain binding; protease binding.